This is a messenger RNA of Suillus clintonianus, 1138 nucleotides long. RefSeq lists its product as uncharacterized. The coding region runs from base 179 to 1060 and encodes 293 amino acids. NCBI's taxonomy places the organism in Eukaryota, Fungi, Basidiomycota, Agaricomycetes, Boletales, Suillaceae. The record is from RefSeq and is a predicted model, not a curated record. The transcript has 2 exons.
GAUUAAUCGGAUACCCUACAUACAAUGGCCCCCAGUCUGCUUUGCAAUCACCAUCCACACGGCUGACGACGGUCAUCAACUUGGACUGAAGUGCUUUACUACUUAACAAAAAGCUAGCGAGCGCCGAGCAGGUCGUCUCCUUCAUCAUUUACACUUUCACACUUCGACACUUCAAUCAAUGGCGUCUACGCAGGUUUCCACUUCGAAUUCAUUAUCUUCCUUCCCAGAAGAGCUUCUUGCUCGUAUACUUGCGGACUGCGUGACUCCUCCCCAAGUACUCCCCAUUCGUCCACCAUGGCAUACCCAGCCGUUCUUUCCAUGUCCCUCACUCUUAGCCCGCCCACCACCCCACACCAGCACACGUGCCCGAUUGUCGCCGUUACUUGUUUCGCGACAGUUCCUCCGUAUCGGUGCUCCCAUAUAUUAUCAGACCCUCCACCUUCCAACGGCAACCCACGCUGCCCGCGUACUCGAGACACUCGUCGCCCAGCCAGUCCUUGCUAGUGCCGUUCGUCGUGUUGUGCUGGGCUGCGUAUCGCUGGAGGGCGCCUAUGUACUCCGGGCGUGUGAGAGGAUCGAAGAUGUGGAUAUCUGUAUGGAUGUUUAUGAAGGCAAUCCUCAGGGAGAUGCAGCGGAAGAUCUGGAUGCCCAAGCUCUAUGCGAUGCACUCGACCGAAUAGAUUUGAAGCAUCUUACUAUUCGCAGGACCUCGAAUGCAUACCUCACACUUACGCGCCCAAAAUACCUUUUAAGGCGCAUUGCAAAGGCCGUGCCAGCUUGGCCUAACCUUGAGUCCGUUCACUACGCACUUAAAAUCAGUUCAACACCAGUCACUAGGCCUUUGGCUGAGGCUCUGCGCCAUGCCCCCAAAUUACGCAGUCUUAAAGCGCAACUGCCGGCGAUUUGGAGCGACUUGUUCCUUACCAUCUCCCAAAACCCGACUCUCGAACAAAUCGCAUUGUAUGCAGAUGGCGUAGAUGGGAUCUUGCAUACAACUAUGUACAUGAUGGAGGCUAAGAAGCACACGCGCUUGAGCGAACUGAUUAAGGCUGGAACGUGAGUGCUCUCACACUUGCGAGUCUCGUCCUGUACCCAGUUAAAACCUUUAUCUGCAGGUCCUUCAUCCGAACGAGGGCUC